Molecule: messenger RNA, 895 nt
Organism: Dendrobium catenatum
Lineage: Eukaryota; Viridiplantae; Streptophyta; Magnoliopsida; Asparagales; Orchidaceae
Exons: 2
Coding region: 39-746 (235 amino acids)
Molecular function (GO): RNA-DNA hybrid ribonuclease activity; nucleic acid binding
Source: RefSeq, a predicted model, not a curated record
GGAAAGCUAGAAAUGGUGAUAAGCACAAUGAUAUCAAUAUGGAUGCUUCCCAAAUUAUUUCAAAUGUUAGACACAAAAUUUUGCAAUUUUAUUCUUACAAUCUUAUUAUUGUUAAGAAUUUUCAAAAAUGCGCGAAUAUGGCCAUUGCUUUUGGUAUUCCUGUGAACGAUGGGACUAUCAAUUCGGUUGAUAAAAUUGUUAAGUGGAUUAAACCCAAACCACCUUAUGUGAAACUCAAUUUGGAGGGGUCUGUUGGACCUAAUUGUUCUGGUGCUGGUGGUAUUAUUAUGGAUCAAUUGGGGUGUAUUCUUGCUGCGUACGCUGGACAGUGCUCAAAUGUGAUUUCGACUGAGCUUAUGGCUUUACAUUAUGGAUUGAAUAUCUGUAUCAAAAUGGGUAUUACCUUUGUGUGGAUUGAGGUGGAUGCUAUGCUUCUUAUUCAAAUCAUUAACAAUGUUGUCCAUGGUAGCCCUCAAAACUUUUAUCUUAUUAAGAAAAUUAAGAAUUCCCUUACCUUUGUCAAUUUUUAUAUAUCUCACAUUUACUGGGAAGUUAACGUCAGUGCAGAUUGGUUAGCUAAAAAGGGUUGUUCUAUUCAUAAUUAUGAAGAGUUGGAUAUUCAGAGAUUAAACCCUAGCUUGAAAGGUUUCUUAGGUGGAAGCUUAUCGACUAUCUUUCUUCGGACACUCAAGACAAUUUUGCUCCCUACGGUUCGAUUAUCUCUUUUUACAGGAAUUACAUGCUGAACUGUUAUCCCUUGAGAUUUCUUUUUUGGGUGCUGUCCUCUUGCAGCCCUAGUAUGUUUUUAAGUCAUUUUGUAAUUAGUAGUACAAGGAACCACCGACUUUUAGGUUUUAUUUUAUUUUAUUUUAUAGCUCUUCUGAGCAUUAGAAAG